Molecule: messenger RNA, 1242 nt
Organism: Humulus lupulus (European hop)
Lineage: Eukaryota; Viridiplantae; Streptophyta; Magnoliopsida; Rosales; Cannabaceae
Exons: 1
Source: RefSeq, a predicted model, not a curated record
AGUAGUAGCAGUAGUAGUAGUAGUAGUAGUGGCAGUAGUAGUAGUAGUAGCAGCAACAGCAACAGUAGCAGCAACAGCAGCAGUAGUAGUAGUAGUAGCAGUAGCAGUAGCAGUAGCAGUAGUAGUAGCAGCAACAGCAGUAGUAAUAGUAGUAGUAGUAGUAGUAGUAGUAGUAGUAGUAGUAGUAGUAGUAGUAGCAGUAGCAGUAGCAGUAGCAGUAGCAGUAGCAGUAGAAGUAGCAGUAGCAGUAGCAAUAGCAGUAGCCGUAGCAGUAGCAGUAGCAGUAAUAAUAGUAACAGUAGUAGUAGCAGCAACAGCAGUAGUAGUAGUAGCAGUAGCAGUAGCAGUAGCAGUAGAAGUAGUAGCAGUAGCAGUAGCAGUACUAGCAGUAGCAGUAGCAGCAGCAGUAGUAGCAGUAGCAGCAGCAGCAGUAGUAGUAGUAGUAGUAGUAGUAGUAGUAGCAGUAGCAGUAGCAGUAGUAGUAGCAGUAGCAGCAACAGCAGUAGUAGUAGUAGUAGCAGUAGCAGUAGCAGUAGCAGUAGUAGUAGUAGUAGUAGCAGUAGUAGUAGCAGUAGCAGUAGCAGUAGUAGUAGCAGUAGCAGCAACAGCAGUAGUAGUAGUAGUAGCAGUAGCAGUAGCAGUAGCAGUAGUAGUAGUAGUAGUAGCAGUAGCAGUAGCAGUAGCAGUAGCAGUAGUAGUAGUAGCAGUAGUAGCAGUAGCAGUAGCAGCAGUAGCAGUAGCAGUAGCAGUAGUAGUAGCAGUAGCAGUAGUAGCAGCAGCAGCAGCAGCAGUAGUAGUAGUAGUAGUAGUAGUAGCAGCAGUAGCAGUAGCAGUAGUAAUAGCAGUAGCAGCAACAGCAGUAGUAGUAGUAGCAGUAGCAGUAGCAGUAGUAGCAGUAGCAGCAGUAGCAGUAGCAGUAGCAGUAGCAAUAGUAGCAGUAGCAGUAGCAGUAGUAGUAGCAGUAGCAGUAGUAGUAGUAGUAGCAGUAGCAGUAGCAGUAGCAGUAGUAGUAGCAGUAGUAGUAGCAGUAGUAGCAGUAGUAGCAGUAGCAGUAGCAAUAGCAGUAGUAGUAGCAGUAGUAGCAGUAGUAGCAGUAGCAGUAGCAGUAGUAACAGUAGCAGUAGUAGUAGUAGCAGCAACAGCAGUAGUAGCAGUACCAGUACCAGUACCAGUACCAGUAACAAUAGCAAUACCAGUAGCAAUAGCAAUAGUAGUAGCAGCAGUAGUAGUAGUAGUAGCAGC